ACUAUGCUCCCGCAUCAACAUUUUACAUCUCAGUGAAUUUCAUUUACGCACCAACGCCGGUGCGCUGAUUCACAAUGGGACGGGGCGGCGCGGCGCAACUACUCCCGGUCGGUCGGUCGUUCUGGUGAGUGACGGCGGCAGCUGCGGAGCUGGAAGAAGAAUCUUCUCAUGGGACUUCGCGGUCGGGAAGCGCCUGAUCUGGAGGCAACGUGAGGAGCGCACAUACCUCCAGAAAACGGGCGACGAGACUCUUCCCUCCUGCGCCCGACAGCUGCCGAGGAGCUGUCACCGGCGAGGAAAAAGGGGGUCAACGGGAGAGAGGAACCCGUGCAGAGGUAGCCUCUUCAAAGCCAAAGGACCGUGGGUACGUAGUAUGGGAGCGCUAUGUUGUCCAGGAAGGGACUCAUUCCUGAGGAUUACUUGCUGACACGUUUGGCUGAGGAUGUACUCCAGCCCAAGUUCAAGGCGAAACCGGGGAAGCCUCGGUUCGUCGCCAAGAACGGCACCUGCAAUGUGGCGCACACCAACAUCCGAGAGCAGGGCCGAUUCUUGCAGGACGUCUUCACCACUCUGGUGGAUUUAAAAUGGCUCCACACGCUCAUCAUUUUCACCAUGUCCUUCCUGUGCAGCUGGCUUCUCUUCGGGAUGAUCUGGUGGCUCGUUGCCUUUGCGCACGGCGACUUAGACCAAAGAGGAGACGACUUUGUCCCGUGCGUAACGGACAUUCACUCCUUCUCCUCGGCCUUCCUCUUCUCCAUAGAGGUCCAGGUGACCAUCGGCUUCGGGGGACGGAUGAUCACGGAGGAGUGCGUCUCAGCCAUCAUCAUCCUGAUCGUGCAGAACAUCGUCGGAUUGGUCAUCAACGCCAUCAUGCUCGGCUGCAUCUUCAUGAAAACUGCGCAGGCCAACCGGCGCGCGGAGACGCUCAUUUUCAGUAAGCACGCCGUCAUCUCCAUCCGCAACAACAAACUGUGCUUCAUGAUCCGCAUCGGGGACCUGAGGAAAAGUAUGAUCAUCAGCGCCACCGUGCGGAUGCAGGUAGUCAGGAGAACCACGACAGAGGAGGGAGAGGUGGUGCCUCUGGACCAGAUCGACAUCCACAUGGAUAACCCGGUGGGCACCAACGGCGUCUUCCUGGUGUCCCCCCUCAUCAUCUGCCACGUGAUCAACAAGGACAGCCCUCUGUACGAGCUGUCUGCCUCUGACCUGCAGCACGAGGACAUCGAGGUGAUCGUGGUGCUGGAGGGUGUGGUGGAGACCACGGGCAUCACCACGCAGGCCAGGACCUCGUACGUGGCGGAGGAGAUCCUAUGGGGGCAGCGCUUCGUGCCCACGGUCUCCGAGGAGGACGGCAUGUACGCGGUGGACUACUCCAAGUUCGGCAACACCGUGAAGGUCCCGACACCGUGCUGCAGCGCCAAGAAACUGGACGAGGCAGGCGGCAUCGCUCGCUUUAAACUGAACGAGGGCGUCACCUUACGGGCGUCUGUGAGAAGGCGCCGGGGGACCGCGGCGGUCCGCAGGUCCAGGAUAGAGAGCUAGCAAACUGAUGAUCCGUGCAAACCAUGUCUGUCAGGAUUCUGUAUGAGAAUUAAUACAGUUAAUGAGGUUAAUUAAAUAACAUUCAUAUUGAUUUUAUAAUGAAUAUAUGCCAGGAUGUGGAUUAACUGUAACCAGUAAUCAAUAAUUGUAAAUCAAUACAACUCCUCUUUCAGUCAAAUGUACACAUCAUCAUGCAAUUUACUCAGGGUCAGUAUGAUAAUGCACAAAGUCAGAAUGCACUGAGGUUUAUGAGAUGUGACUGCUGUGCUGUAAAACCUGAGGAGGUAUCCAGAGUGAAGACAGACUAGGAUGUUUUUUAUUUUAUUUUUUAAUUAAGAGUGACUGCAUGUAUCUAAAAGCAAUAAAGGAGAAUGCUA
Toxotes jaculatrix (banded archerfish) is the source of this 1919-nucleotide messenger RNA. RefSeq names its product potassium inwardly rectifying channel subfamily J member 11 (gene kcnj11). The transcript has 2 exons. Gene Ontology annotation, cellular component: plasma membrane. Gene Ontology annotation, biological process: potassium ion import across plasma membrane; regulation of monoatomic ion transmembrane transport. Lineage: Eukaryota; Metazoa; Chordata; Actinopteri; Toxotidae. Gene Ontology annotation, molecular function: ATP-activated inward rectifier potassium channel activity. The coding region runs from base 385 to 1542 and encodes 385 amino acids. The record is from RefSeq and is a predicted model, not a curated record.